CACACACACACACCAACAGCGCUGGGGAGGAGCAGCACAAAGGCACUUCAAGAGGCAGUCGGAUACACAGUCACCCUGGGAUAGGAGUGUGUUUUCUAUCAGUGUGUUUCAGGGUACCUGGUGUGUGUGCUAUGGAGAGUCCUAAGAGGAGAAUGGCCUUUAAGAAGCUGAAAGGGAGGUGCAUCGCUGAGCUGCUGCCCUUGGGCUGUACCCUCCAUCUCUUAGCCAGCCCCCAGACGGAAGCCAACCACAAGGUGUCUCAGGCUGCCAGCAACUGUCUCAGGACCAAGGUGGCCUUCAGGACCAAGGCUGUAGUCUACUACACGGAAAUCCUGAGGAACAGCUAUGUCCAGCUCCAGCAGACUGCCUGUCUGGCCCUCAAGUGUCUCAAAGCGAUGGAGAGCGUGGAGCAGGAGGUUGAGUUGUGGUGGUCAUCUGACGAGGACCUGCGCAGUGCUGUUAGAGAGACCGUGCUAUCAUAUGCCUUUAACACCAUAGUACCCGACAAGCUCAUCAUUAAUCUCGAGGCCCUGGAUCUGAACCCCGCCCUGUGCAACUGGGUCCUGGACUUCCUGACAUGCCGCCCCAGGUGGUGAAGGUAGGAAACAACACCUCCACUAUGCUAAUCCUGAACACAGGGGCCCUGCGUGGCCACGCACACCUCCAACUCAAUCAUCAAGUUUGUAGACGACACAACAGUAGUAAGCCUAAUUACCAACAAUGAUGAGACAGCCUACAG
Messenger RNA from Oncorhynchus kisutch (coho salmon), 739 nucleotides. RefSeq names its product RIPOR family member 3-like. The transcript has 5 exons. The record is from RefSeq and is a predicted model, not a curated record. NCBI's taxonomy places the organism in Eukaryota, Metazoa, Chordata, Actinopteri, Salmoniformes, Salmonidae. The coding region runs from base 132 to 596 and encodes 154 amino acids.